UUUGAUGAGUAGAACAAACAAAAAGAAAAAAGAAAAAGAGGUUUCCUCUUGAAAAUGAAAAGUAUAUAAAAUGAAUUGGGAGGAAUAAUUAGAAAGCAAAGUGAGAAGCGAGAAGAGGAAGCAGCAGUAAGCAAUGGCGACCUCACUCUCUUUUGCGCCACCUCUCACUCUAAACACACUCUUAUUCACCAAAACGUUCCCUCUUUCUCGCCCUUUCUUUCUCUCUCUUCACAAACCCUUACUUUCUCUCUCCACUCGCUGCCGCACCUUCGCCGUCCGUGCCGAUUCUCAAAACGGCGUCAACGCCGCCGCACAUGCGCACUAUGACUUCGACCUUUUCACCAUCGGCGCCGGAAGCGGCGGCGUUCGAGCUUCUCGCUUCGCUGCCAAUCACGGCGCUUCCGUUGCUAUCUGCGAGCUUCCUUUCUCCACUAUCUCCUCUGAUACCACCGGCGGUGUCGGCGGAACCUGUGUGAUACGUGGAUGUGUGCCAAAGAAACUGCUUGUCUAUGCGUCAAAAUAUUCUCAUGAAUUUGAAGAAAGUAAUGGUUUUGGAUGGAGAUAUGACAGUGAACCGAAGCAUGAUUGGAGUAGUUUGAUAGCUAAUAAAAAUGCUGAGUUGCAGCGUCUUACUGGCAUCUACAAGAAUGUUUUGAAAAAUGCUGGUGUCAAGCUGAUUGAAGGCCAUGGAAAGAUUAUCGAUCCUCACACAAUUGAUGUUAAUGGGAAGCUAUAUUCAGCCAAGCACAUUUUAGUUGCAGUUGGCGGUCGCCCCUUCAUUCCCGAUAUUCCUGGAAAGGAAUAUGCAAUAGAUUCGGAUGCUGCCCUUGAUUUACCUUCAAAACCUGAGAAAAUAGCUAUUGUUGGUGGUGGUUACAUUGCCUUGGAGUUUGCUGGUAUCUUUAAUGGUUUGACAAGUGAUGUUCAUGUAUUUAUACGGCAAAAGAAGGUUUUACGGGGAUUUGAUGAAGAGAUUAGAGAUUUUGUUGGAGAACAGAUGUCUCUAAGAGGUAUUGAAUUUCAUAAUGAGGAAUCUCCCCAAGCUAUCAUGAAGGCAGCUGACGGCUCAUUCUCUUUAAAGACUAACAGAGGUACUGUGGAAGGUUUCUCCCAUAUUAUGUUCGCUACAGGACGCAAACCCAAUACUAAGAACUUAGGGCUGGAGUCCGUUGGUGUGAAAAUGGCUGAAGAUGGAGCAAUAGAGGUUGAUGAAUACUCUCAAACAUCAGUUCCUUCAAUUUGGGCUGUUGGAGAUGUUACAGACAGGAUAAAUCUCACUCCAGUUGCUUUGAUGGAGGGAGCAGCAUUAGUAAGAACUCUGUUUCAGGAUAAGCCAACAAAACCUGAUUAUAGAGCUGUUCCUUCUGCUGUGUUUUCCCAACCACCAAUUGGACAAGUUGGUCUAACAGAGGAACAGGCUGUACAACAGUAUGGAGAUAUUGACAUCUUCACAGCAAGUUUUAGGCCACUGAAGGCUACUAUCUCUGGACUUCCAGACCGCACUUUUAUGAAAUUAGUAGUCUGUGCGAAGACAAAUGAAGUUCUAGGUUUACACAUGUGUGGAGAAGAUGCUCCUGAAAUUGUGCAGGGAUUUGCAGUUGCUAUUAAAGCUGGCUUGACCAAGGCUGACUUUGAUGCCACUGUAGGCAUUCACCCAACUGCAGCUGAAGAACUCGUGACCAUGAGAACUCCCACUAGGAAGAUUCGAAGGAGUCAAUCUUCUGAGGGAAAGUCAGAUUCUGAAGUAAAAGCUACAGCAGGAGUUUAACUAUCUUACUUUGCUUCAAUGAUUUACAUAAUGAAACCAGUUGGCGCAUCAAGGCAGGGUGUCACUGAAAUUAGAGUGGUUAUUAAAUUAUUGGGAAGAUCUGAGCUUUCAGGAACAUGGAAUAUCCCAUUGUGGCCGAUAGUCAUUAUUCUUUAGUCUUCGAAUGUAAUUAUGGUUGGGAGCCUGGAAAAAAUGCGAAUGGAAUUUUGGUUGAUGUCGGAUUCCAUUUGUAAUUGAACUUAUUUUCUCUUUAUCCUGUGCCCUUUCAUGUACAAAUUACGAAAUUUAGGUAGGGAGUUUAAUUUGAAGUAGUUGGAAUUGAGACAAAUAACAAUGGUCCGCAUGAAUAAUAUUCUUUUUUCUUGUGAGUUAGACGGUACCCUUCUC
Messenger RNA from Abrus precatorius (Indian licorice), 2155 nucleotides. Its product is annotated as glutathione reductase, chloroplastic. Gene Ontology annotation, molecular function: flavin adenine dinucleotide binding; NADP binding; glutathione-disulfide reductase (NADPH) activity. The record is from RefSeq and is a predicted model, not a curated record. Gene Ontology annotation, cellular component: mitochondrion; cytosol. The transcript is spliced from 11 exons. The coding region runs from base 134 to 1768 and encodes 544 amino acids. Lineage: Eukaryota; Viridiplantae; Streptophyta; Magnoliopsida; Fabales; Fabaceae. Gene Ontology annotation, biological process: cellular response to oxidative stress; cell redox homeostasis; glutathione metabolic process.